Molecule: messenger RNA, 5535 nt
Organism: Ylistrum balloti
Lineage: Eukaryota; Metazoa; Mollusca; Bivalvia; Pectinida; Pectinidae
Product: regulator of nonsense transcripts 1-like
Exons: 24
Coding region: 129-3467 (1112 amino acids)
Biological process (GO): nuclear-transcribed mRNA catabolic process, nonsense-mediated decay
Cellular component (GO): cytoplasm
Molecular function (GO): RNA helicase activity; hydrolase activity; RNA binding
Source: RefSeq, a predicted model, not a curated record
AUGGCGUGAAACAUUGGGAAAACAUUUCUACUUUCAGUUCAAAAUUUAACGUGUUUUGAGCAGUUUUACUAAAGCUGUCAUUUUUGGUUCCCCUUACUUUUAUAUAUUUCUAAGGAAACGGCCAUGACAUGAUGAGUGUUGACGCGUAUGCCCCAAAUUCCCAAACACUCACGUUCCUGGACACCGAGGAAGAUCUCCUCGGAGCGGACACACAAGGCACAGACUUCGACUUCACAGAUUUUACAUUGCCCUCACAAACUCAGUCGCAGACUCAAGCCUCUCAGCUAGAACCAGGACAGAGCCAAAGUCAGCAACCCAAUGGUGUCGAAAUACCACUACAAAAUGGCCUGGAUAAGGGUAUUGGAGUCAUCACACAGGGAGUGGGUGAGCUCAACUUUGAGGAAGAGGAAGAAGAACAGUUUUAUAUGAAAGAUCUCCCCAAACAUGCAUGCUCGUACUGUGGGAUACAUGACCCUGCAUGUGUGGUCUUGUGCAACUCAACAAAGAAGUGGUUUUGUAAUGGCCGCGGCAACACUUCAGGAAGCCACAUCAUCAACCACUUGGUGAGAGCGAAAGCAAAGGAGGUGACCCUCCACAAGGAUGGUCCACUAGGGGAGACAGUGCUUGAGUGCUACAACUGUGGUUGUCGUAAUGUGUUCUUGCUUGGCUUCAUCCCAGCCAAAGCUGACUCUGUAGUGGUACUGCUGUGUAGACAGCCCUGUGCCACACUAACCAACCUGAAAGAUAUGAACUGGGACCCCAGCCAGUGGCAACCCCUGAUCCAGGAUCGCCAAUUUUUAGCCUGGCUUGUGAAGGUGCCUUCCGACCAAGAGCAGAUGCGAGGACGACAGAUCUCCGCCCAGCAGAUAAACAAACUGGAGGAGUUGUGGAAAGACAAUCCUGAUGCCACACUGGAGGAUUUAGAGAAGCCAGGAGUAGAUGAGGAGCCCCAGCAGGUUCUCCUCAGGUAUGAUGAUGCUUAUCAGUACCAAAACAUCUUUGGUCCCCUUGUCAAGUUGGAGGCUGACUAUGAUAAAAAGCUGAAGGAGUCUCAGACCCAAGAUAAUAUUGUAGUGCGCUGGGAUGUUGGCCUGAACAAGAAGCGCAUCACUUACUUCCAUCUCCCAAAGGCCAAUGAAGAAAUGAAGCUGAUGCAUGGAGACGAGUUGAGGAUUCGUUACAUGGGAGAACUACAUAAGCCAUGGUCAGGUGUUGGCCAUGUCAUCAAGAUACCAGACAAUCAUAGUGACGAGGUGGCCAUUGAACUGAAGAGUAAUGCUGGGGUGCCUACUGACUGUACACAUAACUUUGUAGUGGACUUUGUCUGGAAAUCAACAUCAUUUGACAGAAUGCAGGCAGCUCUGAAGACAUUUGCAGUGGAUGAGACAUCAGUGUGGGGCUACAUUUACCACAAACUGUUGGGACACGAGGUUGAGGAUGUGGUCAUCAAGUGUCAGCUUCCCAAACGCUUCAGUGCCCUCAAUCUGCCAGAACUCAAUCACUCCCAGGUGUACGCAGUCAAGACUGUGCUGCAACGUCCCCUAAGUCUCAUUCAGGGUCCACCAGGAACCGGUAAGACUGUUACUUCAGCAACUGUGGUUUACCAUCUGGCCAAACAGAACAGUGGUCAGGUCCUUGUGUGUGCUCCUUCAAACAUCGCUGUCGACCAGCUCACUGAGAAGAUCCAUAGGACUGGACUAAAGGUGGUGCGUCUUUGUGCUAAGAGUCGUGAAGCUAUUGAGUCUCCAGUCUCUUUCCUGUCUUUACACAACCAGAUCAGAAAUAUCGAAAGUGUACCAGAGCUGCAGAAGCUGCAGCAGCUUAAAGAUGAGACUGGUGAGCUGUCAUCUGCUGAUGAGAAGAGAUACCGCUCCCUAAAGAAACAGUGUGAGAAGGAACUUCUACAGCAUGCCGACGUUAUCUGCUGUACAUGUGUGGGAGCAGGGGACCCAAGACUUGGGAAGAUGCAAUUCCGCUCAGUUCUAAUUGAUGAGAGUACCCAGGCCACAGAACCUGAGUGCAUGAUUCCUGUGAUUCUAGGAUGCAGACAACUGAUUCUGGUUGGGGACCACUGCCAGCUUGGACCAGUGGUAAUGUGCAAGAAGGCAGCCCGUGCUGGCUUGUCUCAGUCUCUGUUUGAGCGUUUGGUAGUCCUAGGCAUUCGACCUAUCAGACUCCAAGUCCAGUACAGAAUGCACCCAGCACUCAGCGCCUUCCCCUCAAACAUCUUUUACGAAGGUUCCUUACAGAAUGGAGUUGCUCCAGCUGAUCGCACAAGGAAGAAUCUUGACAUACCUUGGCCACAGGCAGACAAGCCCAUGUUCUUCUACACGACGUCAGGCCAGGAGGAAAUCUCCAGUUCCGGCACCUCCUAUCUCAACAGAACUGAGGCAGUCAAUGUAGAGAAAAUUGCAACUCGUUUCCUGCGAUCAAGCAUCAAGCCAGAACAGAUUGGUAUCAUUACUCCAUAUGAGGGACAGCGGGCAUACAUUGUCCAGUACAUGCAGUACAGUGGAUCUCUCAACAAGAAACUUUAUCAGGAAAUUGAAGUAGCUAGUGUGGAUGCUUUCCAAGGAAGGGAGAAAGACUUUAUCAUUUUGUCAUGUGUCCGAUCCAACGAACACCAGGGAAUUGGAUUUCUAAAUGAUCCACGUCGUCUUAAUGUAGCUUUGACGCGGGCUAAGUAUGGGAUCAUCAUAGUCGGUAACCCCAAAGUCCUGUCUAAGCAACCCUUGUGGAAUCACCUGUUGACAUAUUACAAGGAGCAGAAAUGUCUGGUGGAAGGACCACUCAACAACCUCAAGGAGAGCCUGAUACAGUUCAGCAAACCACGCAAGCUUGUUAACUCGGCCAAUCCUGGUGGUAGAUUUAUGAGUAACAUCAUGUUUGAUGCCCGAGAAGUACUUAUCCCAGGAAGUGUGUAUGACAGAACCCAGGGAUAUCGUGAACCAGCUGUGGUUCGUCACCAUGAUCAACUGAGCUACAUCGGACCUGAGCGUGCCUACACAGGCCCCGCCCUUAAUUUGCCGGUACCUGUCAACAUGUUCAUACCCCCAAUGCCACAGCCAUUCAACACUCAACAACCUGUCCACAUGAACAACAAGAGUAAUCCACGACAGAACCAGCGUGGCUUCAACUACCGCCAGAAACCACCCAGAUACAGCAACACGCAGACCACCCAGGGGUCACAGAUGAGUCAGAAUGGCAGUCAGAGUCAGGCAAGUCAGGAUGGCAUUUCCCAGCCAUUUUCGCAGGGUCCUUUAACCCAAGGGCCUAUGUCAAUGAGCCAGUCGUUCCAGAUGAGCCAGCCUGGCCUCUCAGGGCUAUCCCAGCCAGAACUGUCUCAGGACAGUUUCCUGGCUGAUGACUUCAAGUCGCAGGCUGAUGGCAUGUUGUCCCAGGACUCGACAUACCAGGGUGACCGCAUGUUCUAUGCCUCCCAGCUGUCACAAGGUCCCUUCAACUAGGACCGCCACUCACAAAAUCAGCCUAUGGCAGAAAGAUGAAAUGAAAACUAAGUGACCGAUCACACAAGAUCUUAGCUACCGCAAUGUCUCUGACAGUACGAUGUGCACACAAUGAGCAGUGUCUGCUAAAGUGGCCUGCCAGGUAAAAACACCACCAACCACGGGCUUCCCACGGCCACACCUGAGGGGCGCAUCCCCUCCCACACGGCUGAGUGAGACAGCCACUGGGGUCCGACACAGCCAUCCGCUCACAUGACCGAUCAUGUGGCUCUAAAGCGGUAACGUGGCAUGUUGGUGGAGAUACGAAUGGGCAGACAUAUGCCACCUGCUGGAUGAAUCCAAGCAGACGACAGACACUGCUGGGCCUGUGGUUUUGAUACCAUACUGGAGGGGUUCAGUGAAUCUGAACCUAAUGUGUGGGUAGCACUACAAGAUAUAAAUCAGAGAUCCUAUGUAGCCCUGGUUUCAUGCAAGAGUAGAUUCGCGAAACUACACUCAAACAGAAAAAAUUGUGUUCGAGGAGAGUUUGGUACCAUCUGAGAAUCAGAAUGCAAGCUUAUAUGUUUUUUCUUUGUGUUGAAAUAUAGUCUUCUCUCAGUUAACAAUGUAUGGUGAUUUGUAAUUGUUUUUUUUUUUUUUUUUCCCCUCUUUUUUUUUAAUCAAGUAAUUUUGUUUCUACCAUUGAUAGUCAUUGCUGAUGUUAAAAGGGCGUUUGGAUGGAAUGUUCUAGAUAUAGCUGUCAAACAUGAAGGAAACUUACUGUAUGACAUUAGACUAAGGCAUGGAAUGACCAAGAAAUCAUGGUGAAUGGUAUUUGUAAUUGCUGAUUAGUUGUAGAUAUGCUUGGAGAGAUAUGAAGGACCCACUUCUUGGUGAUGAUUACAACUAUUGGUUUGUCCCCUAGUACAUUAGCCUCAUUAUUUCCAUGUAGCCUGUAUAAGUUAUAGGAGAUCCCUGUGGCAUGGAAUCUUCAGCAUUUGGUUGCUUCAAACUUUAGUUCAAAACUGCAGAUAUUGAUGAUGAGAGUUCUUUGUAACAGGCUUUUGAUGAAGAAAAAUCUUGACAAUUUUGUAUGCUGCUGAAUAUCUGUUGUAUUAAGUUUUUCCUGCAGUUCUUUGUACUACUAAAAUACACUGUCAAAACUCAAACUGAAAAGUGAUUAGUUCCUAAGUCAAGAUAUAACAUACCCCAGCCGAUUUUUCACCAGAUGGCAAAAUUUGAUUUCUCGCCCUCGUUUUUGCCUAGAAAUAAAUGCAAACUUUUUGUGAAGAAUAUUGUAGAUCUCCACAUUUGAAGAAUAGAGGUGGGAAGUGAUUAUGCUGUAUGCAGGACAACAAAGAAUGAGAUCUGUUGCUCCUUGUGAGACUUAACACACAGAAUGGAAUAUCAGAAGGUAUCAGGGAUGAGUCAGCUUUACUAAAUAUACAGAAAAUGGUCAAUGUGAUCAGUUUUAUUCUUUUUAUUUAUAUGUCAACAAUCUUCUAAUCAGCUACCAGUAUUACAGCACAUUUAUACCGAAUAGGUGUUAAUAUUGGAGUAACUGUAAUGAAGGCAAGUGAUUAAGAAAUUCCAACAGGGAACUGAUGUAGGGAAUGUGUUCAGUAUUCUCUGUAUGUAUUCACUGCUAUUGUGAUUCUUCUUGUAUGGUCACUUAUGGGCAUUAAAAAGCAGGACUGAUUAAUUUACACUGCUAGAUUCACUGCUGUGCUGAAGCAUAUGUACCGUUGCUUGGAUGAUUUCACCUGUGUUAUUAUUUAUCAUAGGUUUAACUUUGUAUUCUAUGGUACACUGAAAUUAGUGACGUUUUGAUUAUUUAAAGAUGAUUUCCUUAUAUUAAUUGGUUUAAAACAACGCCUGGUUCAUAACCAGAAGACCAAGUUAAUAAGAUCAAUGUAUGUUCUGAACGCCAUUUCAUGAAAUUUUGUUAGCAAUUGAUGACUGAUUUUAUUUACACGUAUUUUAGCAAUUGUCCUGCCACAUGUUUGUGGUGCCUGAGUGCUUUCCUGUAUCACCUGUGGCUUACACCCUUGUACUGUAACUUUACGCCAAUAAACUUCUGCUCCACAAA